Messenger RNA from Jaculus jaculus (lesser Egyptian jerboa), 1582 nucleotides. Its product is annotated as palmitoyltransferase ZDHHC16-like. Gene Ontology annotation, cellular component: Golgi apparatus. NCBI's taxonomy places the organism in Eukaryota, Metazoa, Chordata, Mammalia, Rodentia, Dipodidae. Gene Ontology annotation, biological process: protein palmitoylation. Gene Ontology annotation, molecular function: palmitoyltransferase activity. The record is from RefSeq and is a predicted model, not a curated record.
AUGGGCUGGCGGCGGGUCCCGGUCCAGUGGCCGGCGCUGCGGGCGGCGGGCCAUGAUGGGUCUGAUUGAGUCGGGUCUGGCCCGGGUGCCCAGCUGGAGGGGGAGGCCGUGAAUGGGCGGCAGAGUCUACGCGGCUCCGUUCGGCUGACUGAGAAGCUGGGCUGGCUGCAGGAAGAAUGACAAGAGCAAACACUUUAAUGUUGCCACAUUGGUAGGAGUGUCCUUGCUGAUACUUGUAAGACUGGCCAGCCUCUCCAGUUUUGCAUCUCACCUGCUCAUUCAUUCAGGAAGAUUUACUGAGCACUUCCAUGAGCCAGGAACCAUGCGGGGCCAGCGAAGCCUACUGCUUGGCCCAGCCCGCCUCUGCCUGCGCCUCCUUCUGCUCCUGGGCUACAGGCGACGCUGCCCACCUCUGCUCCGAAGCCUUGUACAGCGUUGGCGCUAUGGCAGAGUUUGCCUGCGCUCCCUGCUCUACAACUCCUUUGGGGGCAGCGACACUGCUGUUGAUGCUGCCUUUGAGCCUGUUUACUGGCUGGUGGACAAUGUGAUCCGUUGGUUUGGGGUGGUGUUCGUGGUUCUGGUGAUUGUGCUAACUGGCUCCAUCGUGGCCAUCGCCUAGUGUGUCCUGCCCCUCAUCCUCCGAACCUACUCAGUGCCACGGCUCUGCUGGCAUUUCUUCUAUAGUCACUGGAACCUGAUCCUCAUUGUCUUCCAUUACUACCAGGCAAUCACCACUCCUCCUGGGUACCCACCUCAGGGCAGGAAUGACAUUGCUACAGUCUCCAUUUGCAAGAAGUGCAUUUAUCCUAAGCCAGCCCGAACUCACCACUGCAGCAUCUGUAAUAUGUGUGUGCUGAAGAUGGAUCAUCACUGCCCUUGGCUAAAUAACUGUGUGGGCCACUAUAACCACCGGUACUUCUUCUCUUUCUGCUUUUUCAUGACUCUGGGCUGUGUCUACUGUAGCCAUGGAAGUUGGGACCUUUUCCGCGAGGCUUAUGCUGCCAUUGAGACUUACCACCAGACCCCACCACCCACCUUCUCCUUUCGAGAAAGGAUAACUCACAAGAGUCUUGUCUACCUCUGGUUCCUGUGCAGUUCCGUGGCACUGGCCUUGGGUGCUCUAACUGUAUGGCAUGCCAUUCUCAUCAGUCGGGGAGAGACUAGCAUCGAAAGGCACAUCAACAAGAAGGAGAGACGUCGUUUACAAGCCAAAGGCAGGGUUUUUAGGAAUCCUUACAACUAUGGCUGCUUGGACAACUGGAAGGUGUUCCUGGGUGUGGACACAGGAAGGCAUUGGCUGACUCGGGUGCUGUUACCUUCUAGUCACCUACCCCAUGGGAAUGGAAUGAGCUGGGAUCCCCCUCCCUGGGUGACUGCUCACUCAGCCUCUGUGAUGGCAGUGUGAGCCAGACUGACAGUCACAGCCCUUGUUCUGCUGCCUGUGUUGUCAAGAGCCUCCAAAAGGCAGCUUUUUUUUUUGGAAAUCUAUGAUCAUAAGAGCCAUUGGGCCUGUCUUAGGGCACUAUGCAGGGACACCUUAAAGACCAAUCUUCUGGCCACUAAAAAAGCAAGAUGCAGUUGG